Messenger RNA from Carassius gibelio (silver crucian carp), 1222 nucleotides. Its product is annotated as small integral membrane protein 36-like. Bases 128 to 436 code for a protein of 102 amino acids. The record is from RefSeq and is a predicted model, not a curated record. The transcript is spliced from 2 exons. NCBI's taxonomy places the organism in Eukaryota, Metazoa, Chordata, Actinopteri, Cypriniformes, Cyprinidae.
UCUGCACAGGGCCCUGCUGGUGCUCGCCGGGAUAUCCCUACUACUGCAAGCUUUGCCGAAGAGCCCGAAGGGAGUCCAUGGUGCCCACAUUUCUCUCAGAGUUUGGAGUCAGGGAUGCAGCUUCGCCAUGGGUCUCAUGCAAUUUUACCAGGAGAUUGAUCCAGUCACUCUAAACCUCAUCAUCCUCAUCGCCAGCUACGUCAUCUUGCUUCUGGUCUUUCUCAUCUCUUGCAUCCUGUAUGACUGCCGUGGCAAAGACCCUUCCAAGGAGUAUGUUUCCGAGCCUCCUGCCCCCCAGCAGCAGUCUCCCAUUCGGCUCGUGGUGAUGCAAAACUCCCCGGCCUCGUCGCGUUUUAAUGAGCAGAACAACACAGCUGCCUCCAGCUUCGCACCUCUGACCCCUGACAUGCGCGAGAAGAAGAGCACGCUGGUCUGACACAUCCAUUCUGCUGAUGGGUGCCCUUCUCUCGUUUUUCCCUUUCGGACACAUAUUCAAUCUUCUUGAAGUUAAUAAAUGUACAAAUUUGAACCUAAUAUGAGCUGAAACAGAGCAUCCAUGUGCAGUCAUUAGUUUAUUGUGGACAAUUUCAUUAUGGAAAUGGAGUUAUUUUAUCCUCUGGACACUGGAUGGAGGCCAGUAGAAGACACAAGUGUGUACCUGAACAGAGCUAAUGUCUGCACACUUGUACAGUUAUAAAGUACUUAUAUAGGUUUGUCAAAGGCAUGAAUGUAGCCCAAGUAGUGUACAACACUAUGUACAUAAAUUAUACAUUUUGAGUUUUUGAAUGUGUGUGUUUUUGUGUAAACAUAUAGGAAUAUUGUAAAGAAUACAUUUACAAUAAUGAAACCACUUGGAUAAAUGCAACUGUUAACAAUGUAAUCAGAUGUAAAACAUCUAUAUUUAUGUAUUGCAUUUUUGCUUUUUUCCAAAGCAGCUUACGUUGCAUUCUGUGUAUAUAUUUUGCAAGUAGGCUUUAUGUGUUCCCCAGGAAUCAAACCCAUGACACUGGCGUUGCUAGCACUAUGCUGUUGAGCAGUUGAGCUAUAUACAUCCUCUAAAAUGCAAUAUUUAUGAAGUAUAACAACAGAUGGUAUUUUAUUGAAAAAUAAUUGUGCUACAGUAAAUGAGUUAAGAUUACAUCUCACUAAUGUAAUAUUCAGAGAACUGUAUUCUCAACUGAAAACAAAUCUGAAUAAAAGCAAAAUAUAUAUAUUUUUUUAA